This is a messenger RNA of Varanus komodoensis (Komodo dragon), 1033 nucleotides long. It is a transcript of the gene ETFB, whose product is annotated as electron transfer flavoprotein subunit beta. The transcript is spliced from 7 exons. Gene Ontology annotation, molecular function: electron transfer activity. Bases 33 to 806 code for a protein of 257 amino acids. The record is from RefSeq and is a predicted model, not a curated record. Gene Ontology annotation, cellular component: cytosol. NCBI's taxonomy places the organism in Eukaryota, Metazoa, Chordata, Lepidosauria, Squamata, Varanidae.
GCUGGGCGGGUGGCCAACGGAGAGCAGGCAAGAUGGCGGCGGCCGGGCUAAGGGCGAUGGUGGGAGUGAAGCGGGUCAUUGACUACGCUGUGAAGGUACGGGUGAAGCCAGACAAGUCAGGCGUGGUGACAGAUGGCGUAAAGCAUUCCAUGAACCCCUUCUGUGAGAUUGCAGUGGAGGAAGCUGUGCGCCUUAAGGAGAAGAAGCUCGUCUCAGAGAUUGUUGUUGUAAGCUGUGGUCCCCAACAAUGCCAGGAGACAAUCCGCACGGCCCUUGCGAUGGGGGCUGACCGGGGGCUGCACGUGGAGAUCCCUGCAAAGGACUACGAGAGCCUCGGCCCCUUCGUAGUGUCAAAGAUCCUGGCCGCCUUGGCCAAGAAGGAGGGUGUCAACCUCUUGCUUCUGGGCAAGCAGGCCAUUGAUGACGACUGUAACCAGACUGGACAGAUGACCGCAGCGUUUCUUGACUGGCCUCAGGGGACGUUUGCUUCAGAAGUGACUGUGGAUGGGGACUGGCUGAAGGUUGAGCGUGAAGUUGAUGGGGGCCUCGAGACGGUGCGUUUGAAGCUGCCAGCAGUUGUCACCGCGGAUCUGCGACUGAAUGAGCCACGCUAUGCCACCCUGCCCAAUAUCAUGAAAGCCAAAAAGAAGAAGAUUGAGGUGGUGAAGCCAUCUGAUCUUGGUGUGGACCUGACCUCGCGGCUGAAAACCCUGAGCGUGGAAGACCCUCCCCAGCGCCAGGCUGGUGUCAAAGUGGAGACAGUGGAUGAUCUAGUUGCAAAGCUCAAGGAGAGCGGGCUGAUCUGAAUCCUCACGUGGUUUUGCCUUGCCUGGAGCCGCUGCUAUGGGAGCCCAUUGCUGCUGAGGUCGUGUUGGCCCCUGAGGCCUGCCUUCGCGGGACCGGGUCUCUCCGAGGUCGUCACCACACUGCCUUCCAGCCCAAGUGGCCGCCGGAGAAAGCUGAAUGAGAGUUUAAUUCUAUUUUCUGUAUUAAUGAUGGGUCGGUUUGCAAUAAACGAUGUGUGAUCUUUGGA